This is a messenger RNA of Alternaria novae-zelandiae, 1692 nucleotides long. RefSeq lists its product as uncharacterized. The transcript has 2 exons. The record is from RefSeq and is a predicted model, not a curated record. NCBI's taxonomy places the organism in Eukaryota, Fungi, Ascomycota, Dothideomycetes, Pleosporales, Pleosporaceae. Bases 1 to 1692 code for a protein of 563 amino acids. Gene Ontology annotation, molecular function: N-acetyltransferase activity. Gene Ontology annotation, biological process: protein acetylation.
AUGCCUACGCCAGUCCAGCAGAGCGCGUCACGUCUGCGGCCAGUCCAUCUGCUGCGUGCCCUGCUGCGUGAGGCGUCGUACCUGCCCGAUGCGACAGCCCGCACCUACUUCCGCCGCUACAUCGUCAGCCGAUUCAAGGCGUACCAGCCCAAGCAAAAUGCGACGGCUUCCUUCGACGUCCAGGCCGUUGAGAGGUACAGGCACAGGAGCUUCAAGAGGCGGCAGAUAGCGAUCAUCAAUGAGCGCACACGACCAAUGCUCAGGAAAGGGCAAAAGGGCCUGAACUUCCUGCGGCGGGCCAACCUGGGCGAGAUACCAUGUCUGCAGAAGGUCCUGUUCUUCGCCUAUGGGCGCAUGGGAAGGAGGAAGUACAUAUUGCUAGAGAGAUUGCUAACGCCAGACCGCAUCAUGGACGGCGGCGCACUCGCAACGCCCGUCGAGCCAGGGCAGGCACCGCUGCAGAAGCUCUAUUACAGCAAUAAGCGCUAUCUGCAGUAUUUCGAUGCGCCCAAAGCCGCCUCCAAGACCGAGUAUACCAUCAACGUCUCUAGCCGCUACUCCCGAUUGCGCACCGUCCUCAAAUCGCAGUACCAGAAGGGCAUCUCCAUACAUCGAGGGAUCAAGCGUCCAGCCAUGAAGACGCCUAUCAACAAUGCCUGGGAGCGACCCAUGCCGAUCAAGCGCGCGGUCAACAACGUCCGACGCUGGUAUGCCGAGACUAUGACGAGAUUACUUCCUCCAUUACCGACCGAAGAGUGGGACAAUAUGCAUGCCAUGGUUGUUGGGGACCGAAAGAUCGAUUUGGUCAGACGGAGAGGCCGCGCUUCAGUAUUGAGUGCUGAGCCAGUCAUAGAAGACCACUUCUUCGUCCACGCAGUAGAAGCAGGCAUUGCCUUAGACAAGCCCAGCAGGGCAGACAUGCCUGCAGGCGUGCAGCGACCGCAUUCCAUCAACCCUAGGUUCAUGAAGCGCAUGUAUACAAAGCUCCUCAUGCUCUGCUGCAAGGUCGAGUAUGACGACGAGCAGAAGCGAUGGAAAGCAAUCUGGGGCGAACCUAUGAAGUACAUCAAACCCAGCCUCUACAACGUCCCUACAGAUGAAACGCUCUUUGCGGGUGUUGAUGCUACAGGCAAGAUCCCGAAGACGCCCAAGAAGCAUCUGCUGGAGAAAUCACAACAUGUCCAGCCACGGAAUGCCGAGGGCGAAUAUAUGCAUGUUCCUACCAUCCUAGCCCUUAUCAAAGAGCUUGCGCUCUACGAAAACGCCAGUGACAAGGUUGACUCAACUGAAGAAAUCCUCACGCGCACCCUCGCACACUACGAUCCUUCCACAUCGACCUUUUCCGAAGGCUUCGCCCGUACACUCCUCCUCAGCGACCCCGACGGCACGGUAGCAGGUAUGGCUCUAUACUACUACAACUACAGCACAUGGACAGGCGUGCCAGGCAUCUACUUGGAAGACCUCUUCGUCAAGGAAAGCUACAGGAAGAAGGGCUAUGGCAAGAGACUUCUUAAGGAGCUCGCUGGAGAGGUGCUCAAGGUCGGAGGCAGGAGGCUCGAAUGGAGCUGCCUGGACUGGAAUGAGCCCAGUCUGAAGUUCUACGAGAGCGAGAUCAUAGGGGCGCAAAGGAAGACGGCAUGGGUAGGCUUGCGUGUGGAUGGAGACGCAUUGGAGAAGCUUGCAAGAUCAUAA